Molecule: messenger RNA, 939 nt
Organism: Colletotrichum abscissum
Lineage: Eukaryota; Fungi; Ascomycota; Sordariomycetes; Glomerellales; Glomerellaceae
Exons: 3
Coding region: 1-939 (312 amino acids)
Source: RefSeq, a predicted model, not a curated record
AUGGCUACUACAAACACCGCUGCCCCUCCGCAAGCCGAGCUUGAUGCCGGCAUCGCCAACGGCACUGGCAUGGACGAACUCAUGGCAGAUGCUAAAAAACGUGGCCUGGAAGAAGAAAUCUCCCGCUUGACUGAUAACCACCUCGUCUACACAGAUGCUGCCGGUGGAAAGCUGUCCUUCAUUCCAAUCGAUUGGAAGAAGCCCGGUCUCAGGGUCUUGGACUCCGCAACGGCAGAUGGCAUCUGGCUGCAGGACCUUCGGAAGCAAGCUGGACCUGCCGCUGAACAGCAAACCUUCAUUGGCACUGACCUAGUUGAAGCACUUUUCCCCAAUCCUCGACCCGAUGGCAUCGAGUUCUAUAAACAGUCUAUCACCGAGGCCUGGCCUGUCGAGUGGCAAGAAUCAUUUGAUGUUGUCCACCAGCGCCAGGUGCUGGGCUUUUGCGGCAACUUCGCUCUCGAGCAGGCUGUUGCCAAUCUCUGCGCGUUGGCUAAGCCGGGGGGUUGGGUUGAGCUUGUCGAGCUUGACUGUGACCAGAGUCUGUUGGGCGAAGGCACAGUCGCUCGCGAGUUCUUCCAUCUGCUGGAGCAGAUUUGGAUCAUCAAGAAGAUGGGCGGGAACUUUGGUCCCAAUUUGAAGGACUGGAUGGAAGCGGCCGGUCUCGAGAACGUUCAGGUCGAUGUCUUGGCAUGUAAGGUUGGUGCUAAGGCGAAGCCUGAGCUCAAAGAAGCUAGCAUCAAUGGCGCUGCUGGCGCUGGUCCUAUGAUCGUGGCUAUGGCCCGGACCCUGCCAGAGCUUCAGGGGUUCUCGCCCGAACAACUCGACACGCUCGAUGCCAGAGUUCGUCAGGAGCUGUCAGAGAAGGGUUGUGAGUUCCAAAGCUUUGCUGUUAGAGGAAGGGUGCCUGCCGGAGGAUUGAAGCCCAAGUCCAAGGACUAG